Paramecium tetraurelia is the source of this 1085-nucleotide messenger RNA. RefSeq lists its product as uncharacterized. The transcript is spliced from 4 exons. The record is from RefSeq and is a predicted model, not a curated record. NCBI's taxonomy places the organism in Eukaryota, Ciliophora, Oligohymenophorea, Peniculida, Parameciidae.
AUGAAUCAGCCUCCAUAUCCACCUCCAGGUUAUCCAGGAUAAUAAGGAUAACCCAAUUAUCCUCCACAACCUGGAUAUCCUCCCUAACCAAAUUACCCUCCAUAACCUGGCUAUGCUCCACAACCAGGAUACCCUACCUAACCAGGAUAUCCACCAUAACCAGGAUAUCCUCCUUAAGCUGGAUACCCUCCACAAACUGGAUAUCCUCCAUAACCUGGAUAUCCUCCAUAAACCGGAUAUCCAUAACCAUAAGUGAGAUAGGUGUAAUUUGUUGUCAAUGCUUGGCCAUUAUUUAAUAAUUUCCCCGUAACAGUGACAAUAGAUGAUAACCAAUAUGUUGAUACUUUAGUGAGAAAUGCUUGCUCAUAAGCAUUAUUAAAUUAUAAUGCUGUAAGAGGAUUAAAGAUCAAGCCUGGUCAAUCUAAAAACUAAUUUGGAAAGGCUGAACUGCUACCUCCAAAUACUACAAUAGCUUAAGUUGCUAAUUAACAUCAAAGAGGAAAUGACAAAAUUUAAGUUCACUUAGAUUUGAUGCCAUAGGUAGGAUAGCCAAUUACAGUAUCUCCUAGGGUCGCUGGAUUCGAUUAUGCAACAUUAGAUAACUUAAAGUAGAAUCCAAGAGCCUUUGGAGAAACUGUAUGUGCAAUGUUGAAUAGUGAUGGUGGAAUUUGUUUGAUUGGGUUAGGUUAAGAUAUGAAGAUUAAAGGAUUGCUAGUACCAAAUACAAAACAAGAAAUCCAAUAAACCAUUGUUUCAUUGCUUAAGGAUCAUAUCUAUCCUCCUGGAUUUUAGUCUUUAAUUAAAGCUAAAAUACAUCCAUUGAUAGACUAAAAUGGAAUUAAGUCUUAGUUAUCAGGACUUGUUGUUUAAGUAGAGAGAUGUCCAAAAACUGAUAUUGCCUUUACUCACGAUUAUGUAUUUUUCUAUAGAAAGGGAAAUGUCAAUGAGAGAGCUUAUCCACAUGAAAUAACAAAUAUUCUAAGAUAGAAAAAGGGAAAGGUUGCCAAAUAAUUUGUCUUAACAUUUAACAUUUGAUCAUUAUUAUCCAAAAAUAUUUCUAAGAAAAUAAAUAUAAACUCUUUUUA